CUCAAUCGACAACUGUAUCCUCACCUCACUUCAACCACCACCACCACCACCAACAUCAACGACGUCGAGCGUGCCCGCAGACGACGACAUCCACGACGAGCGAACCCCCAACGCCCCACACGCGCGGUUCAGUUCAUCCCAUAGACUCCGUCCGUCGUCGCCCUCGCUCACCCCCAUCCGAAUCCCUCCCCCAUCAAGACAUACAAACACAUAUACACACACACACGGCCCACGAUGUCGCACCCCCGCAUAGAAGAGGUCGAGGACAGCGACCUGGAGGCCUCGGACCCCUCCGAGGGCGACAUUGACGACUUCAGCGACAACGAUAUCAUGCGCCGCGUCGAACCAAAGUCCUCGGCGGCGUCGCAGAUCAGACCGGCCAACAUGCCACCCGCGGCCGCGCCGCGCCCCGGAGCCCCGGGCUCCGAGUUCCAGACGACCAACGACGCGAAGCAGUACGCCGACUUCCAGUGCCUGUACCCGGUGUACUUUGACGCGCGCCGCACUCGCGCCGAGGGCCGCCGCGUGCCCAAGUCGCUCGCCGUCGCGAACCCCAUCGCCCGUGAGAUCGUCAACGCCUGCGCGGCCCUCCGGCUGCCGACCCUCUUCGAGCCCGCAAAGUUCCACCCCAAGGACUGGGCGAACCCCGGCCGCGUCAAGAUCCGCAUCCGCUUCGGCGGCGAGUCCGGCCGCGGCCGCGACGGCGGCGCCGCCGCCCCGGGCCACCGCCCCCCCGGCAUGCCAGAUAUCAAGAACAAGCACCACCUGUUCGUCCUCGUCGCGCGCCACCUGCAGGCGAACCCGACGACGGAGCAGAGCGCCGCCCUCCGCGCCCGCGUCCAGGGCGCCCCGGCCCCCGACCCGAGCAAGCCCUGGCCGAGGCCCGCCGUGCCCCGCGGCUGGAAGAUGGGCGAGCUGCUGCCGUACAUCAGCCCCGCCAUGACCGGCGGCGGCGUCAGCGAGAACCUGUUCAAGGACAUGAUGAAGGAGAUGCAGGGCGGCGGGGACCCGAUGGCCGCGCUCAUGCAGCAGGCUGGCGGCGGCGGCGGCGGCGCCGCCGCCGCCGAGGAGAAGGCGGGCAAGAAGAAGAAGGGCAAGGGCAAGGCAUGAUCCGGAACUUCGGCGUCACAAAGGGACUGAGCUUUCUAGUUGGCGGCGGAGGGUGGGGACUUGCAGCAUAUCUGAACCUCGGGGUUUACUUUUUCCUCAACUCGUUGGAGAGAGAGAGAGAGAGAGAGAGAGAAAAGAAAGGUAAAACAACACUGGCAUGCCGCAAAGGCUAACCCGGACGAGCGGGACCGGCCAGCGUCACGGAGGCACAAGAAGACGUAAAAAGAUCAAUAGAACGAGAGCCGUACAAAAAAAAGACGUAUGAAACCCGAGUCAGCAUAGGAGGGAUAGGGAAAGGAUUCCUGGAAUAAGGAU
This is a messenger RNA of Colletotrichum navitas, 1425 nucleotides long. RefSeq names its product signal recognition particle, SRP19 subunit. The record is from RefSeq and is a predicted model, not a curated record. The coding region runs from base 235 to 1110 and encodes 291 amino acids. The transcript has a single exon. Gene Ontology annotation, biological process: SRP-dependent cotranslational protein targeting to membrane; SRP-dependent cotranslational protein targeting to membrane, signal sequence recognition. Gene Ontology annotation, molecular function: 7S RNA binding. Lineage: Eukaryota; Fungi; Ascomycota; Sordariomycetes; Glomerellales; Glomerellaceae. Gene Ontology annotation, cellular component: signal recognition particle, endoplasmic reticulum targeting.